This is a messenger RNA of Pseudophryne corroboree (corroboree frog), 3326 nucleotides long. It is a transcript of the gene SEC11A, whose product is annotated as SEC11 homolog A, signal peptidase complex subunit. The coding region runs from base 99 to 638 and encodes 179 amino acids. The record is from RefSeq and is a predicted model, not a curated record. Gene Ontology annotation, cellular component: membrane; signal peptidase complex. The transcript has 6 exons. Gene Ontology annotation, molecular function: serine-type endopeptidase activity. Lineage: Eukaryota; Metazoa; Chordata; Amphibia; Anura; Myobatrachidae.
GCGCCGGGCGGAAGUGGGGCGUCAUACGUAGGUCGGUGCAGGUCACAGUUUCCGGAGCCGCGGUGUCUCCGUUUGGCGCCGCCGGUCAGCAGUGUAAUAUGUUAUCAAUGGACUUUCUAGACGAUGUGCGGAGGAUGAACAAGAGGCAGCUGUACUACCAAGUGUUAAAUUUUGGUAUGAUUGUGUCCUCUGCACUGAUGAUAUGGAAAGGUCUAAUGGUAAUCACUGGCAGCGAGAGUCCAAUAGUUGUUGUCCUGAGUGGCAGCAUGGAGCCAGCAUUCCAUCGUGGAGACCUGCUUUUUUUGACGAACCGUGUAGACGAUCCAAUCAGAGUGGGUGAAAUUGUUGUGUUCAGAAUAGAAGGCAGAGAGAUUCCCAUUGUGCAUCGUGUUCUAAAAAUCCAUGAAAGGGAUAAUGGAGAUAUCAAGUUUUUAACCAAGGGAGACAACAAUGCCGUGGAUGAUCGAGGGCUUUACAAACAGGGCCAAAACUGGCUGGAAAAGAAAGACGUGGUGGGAAGGGCGAGGGGAUUUGUACCCUACAUUGGAAUCGUCACAAUCCUGAUGAAUGAUUAUCCCAAAUUUAAGUAUGCGGUUUUGUUCCUACUUGGAUUGUUUGUCCUCCUUCAUCGAGAAUAACAAAUUGACAAUCAAACACAGAUUCCGUCUGUUUAAACAUCUGUAAGUUACCGGAGUUAGAAUUCCAAAAAGACAGACCUCAUCUAGCAAUGUAAAGUUUUACAUUUGAAACCAGUAUUUCCUUUUUUUCUACAUGCGUGUACGUGUUCGCUCUUUAAGGCAGGGAUAAAAAAAUGGAGUGUUUAAAGAUGGGCCCAAUCUCUGCAGCGGCGCUUCUACCUCCGUGGCCUCAAGAGGGUCAUUAGUGAUCAUCUUCUGCACUGUUUACUUUUAAUUUGUUUUUUGUUUUUCUUUGUACUUGGGUGUUUUUUUUUUUUUUUUUUAUAUAUAUCUAUAGAUUUCAAUUUAAAACCAAAGUCCUUUUAUUGUUUAAAUUAUGAAGCCUCUCAACAAUUUAUUCAGAAGUGCCUAAGAAUUGGUGUAUGUGCAGUAAUCUGGCAUUAGCAUUUAGAGAAUAUUGAGGUGUUCAUGUUGGGUAAAAAAUUGUGCUGUCUAUAUUGUGAAAUAAUACAGCUAAUUUAACAUUUUUCCUGAGUGUAAAGUUCCACUUUUAUUUAAAGGAAAACAAAGUUGUUUCUAGUAAAAAUGUAUUGUCUGCUAAAUGCGAUUCACAUUAGUCCCUCUUGUCUUUGGUACUCGCUGCUGUCCCCUUCCUUCAUUCAGGCUUAUAGUGAGGGAUGAGGUAAGGCCACAUCUGUACAAUUGAACUCUUAUCUGGAAUGACUGGUAUGUAACAUGUCUUUUUAUGUUACAAAUUUAAUAUAGUAGAGAAUAUAUAGUAAAAUAUAUAUAUAUAUAUAUAUAUAUAUAUAUAUAUAUAUAUAUAUAUAUUCUCUAUAUUUUCUCUCUCUCUCUCUCUCUCAUAUUACCGGCACUCCACUUAUUGAGAACAAAGUACCUGGGUGCCCUCCCAUGUCCACAAAAGGACCAGCACACAGCAGCAAAGUAUGCGGGCAGCACUCCUGACGAAAGGAGUUAAUAAAAACACCUGAAACAUUGACUGGCACUAAGCGUUUGUAGCUGCUGUUUCUUGAAAACCCUCGUAGUGCCACCCGUACUUUGUAUGUAUGUGAUAGAGAGAGAUAUAUAUACAUAUUUUUUGACGUCAGUAGUUUGUAGGUCCACCACGUGCAGUGGUUACUGCAGACACCCUUUUUGACAAACUAUCCGCAAUAUCCUGGACAACAGGCGCCAGUAUGUUUUUGCCAUGCGAGACUGAAGGUCUAGAACACAUCCGUCGCCCCAAUUUGUCCCAGAGGUUCUCAGUGGGUUUAAGGUCUGGAGCUGGCCAGUCAAUCUGGGUUUUCAAAUUUUCUGUAUACCUGUCUUGCGUCGCCCUGGAAACAUGACAUCGCUGUGCCUACUAGAUGCCCCUCCGUUAGCUCCUUCCAGCAAGCCAUUUCAUUAGCAAAUAAUGUAAUCAGUGCCACACUACCCAGUUUAUAGGCUACUACAGCAGACCUUUCCCCGUAGGAGUUAGGGCCCAUUUGUUCUUCUGAGUAGGUUUGCCAAGGAUUAAUACAGUAGUUAACAUUUCCUUUAGUAAGACAUUGUCCUACAUCCAUUUUACUUAUACCAUUAUAUAAGGCUUCUUCAGUUGCUAUUUAUGAUUACCACAGGUUGCUUGUAUUGAAGAAAUCCAGUCAGUAUUAUAGUAACUGAAACUUUACUCCGAGUUAGUUAUACUCCCAGGCCUUGUCUCAUCCAGGCACCAGCCUGCUGUUCACGCACUGCAACAUGGACAGUAGUUCCAGAAGGAAUUUCAGAGGUCAGGGAACAAGGCUCAGAAGUCACUGAUCUUACCUAUUUGUGUAAAGUGUUCCAGUUGAAAUCCCAUUCUGGCUGGUAUUAUUCAGUAUAGCUAUAUUCUUUUCAAAGACUGCCCACCACUUGUAUGAGUUUGCUGGUGUCAGACUGAACAAUAUUGUCAAAUUAUUAGGAUAUAUUGAUCCUGUAACUGAAUAGACAUUCCUGAUCUGUAGCAAAACAAAGUUCUCAUAAAAGGCAAACAUCUUGAAACUGGUAAUCUGUAUUUAUUGUACACUUAAAUGAUAGUUUUUUUUAUCUUACUGCUCAAUAUAAAUUGUGUUCUAUUUUGCUUUUGUUACAAGUUGCACUUGAGCAGUGUCCACUUCCUAACAUCUAAUUAUUUUUGAACAAAUUGUUGAGGACCAAAAUAUUGACAAGUGUCUUGUCUUUCCAUAAAGAAAAUGCUAGUGAUUUGUUAGUAAAGGCAAAUAGGAUCGCAUUGCAAUGCGGCCUCUCUGUAUCAAGUUCUGUGAUAAUGGGAGAUGGUUCAGAGCUGUCCUGUUGGCAGGGGAUAUAGCCAGAGGGCAAUUGCCUGCACAGUGGGAAGGGUUCACAUGCAUUUACAAGAUCAAAUCCAUGCAGUAUUUGUACAAAUCAGUAACUCUGUAUUCUCUGCAUAAUUACAUAUCUCCGUAUGAAGCUAAUUAGCAAGGAAGUACUGUAUAUAUGUAAAUAUUCAUUCUACUGUCCAAACUUGACAAGUACAGUUGAUUAUUUUCAUUAUAAUUUUCAGCUAUGAAACAGCUGAACUGUAUCAGGCAUAAUCCUCUUUUCUCCUGGUUUAGUUUCUGAGUUUGAUGGUGGGUUUACAAAAUGCAUACAUAAGAAAUGUAAAUCAUUCUAUCCAUAUGACUUUAUUAAAGUGCAAUCCUUUGUAAA